GUCAUCUUCCUGCGACUGCUCUCGCUCCUCUCCAGGAAGCAAAUUGACAGGACAGUUUGACGUUGCUGAGAAGAAGGGGCCACGAUGUCUGGAAGUUUUUAUUUUGUCAUGGUUGGUCAUCAGGACAACCCAGUGUUCGAGAUGGAGUUCUUGCCAGCUGGGAAGGCUGAAGCAAAGGAUGAUCAUCGUCACCUGAACCAGUUCAUUGCACACGCAGCCCUGGAUUUGGUGGACGAAAACAUGUGGCUGUCCAACAAUAUGUAUUUGAAAACUGUGGACAAGUUCAACGAGUGGUUCGUGUCUGCCUUCGUCACUGCAGGACAUAUAAGAUUCAUCAUGCUGCAUGAUGUGCGACAAGAAGAUGGGAUCAAAAACUUUUUUAAUGAUGUGUAUGAUUUAUACAUUAAGUUUGCAAUGAAUCCAUUCUAUGAAAUCAAUGCACCAAUCCGCUCGACAGCUUUUGAGAGGAAAGUUCAGUUUCUUGGAAAGAAGCAUCUCCUGAGUUAGUCACAUCACAUGUGCAAGAAUUUUUAUGCAUCUUGUCUAUUCGUUGUGUAUAUAGUAUAUACCUAACACACACAUUUGAUGUCUGUCUUUCUUUUAUUGUGUAUGUAUAUCUAACACACGUUUGAUGUUGUUGUCCUCUUUUUCUGUUUCACAAAUGUAAAAUGUAUUCAACACAUUUUUCUAUAAAAUAUUUCUUGUCUGAUAGAGCUUCUAAAGUUA
Messenger RNA from Epinephelus lanceolatus (giant grouper), 726 nucleotides. Lineage: Eukaryota; Metazoa; Chordata; Actinopteri; Perciformes; Serranidae. The record is from RefSeq and is a predicted model, not a curated record.